AACACAUAGUUUCAGUGCAAGUGCAAACUCACCACCGUAUCAAAAAUAAAAUAAAAUAAAAUAAUAUAUAUAUUUUAUUUUUCUAUAUUUGUUUUAUUUUUAUUUAUUUAUAUAUUGUAAACGGAAUGAGAUUAUGAGCUAAAUUAUAUCAUCCUCAUCAGCUAUGGGCUGUGUGCUCGGAAAAACAGCAGAUCGCCGGUCAAGGUCAACCACCGGUCACCGGAACACCACCGAAGAAUCUCAAUCCGCUGCCACGUCAUCUACUCAGCCUACACAUAACUUGGAACAAGAACAAGUUGUUCGGGUUGAUAAAACCGAUAGUAAGAUCCGGCAAAAUUCCGGAAGUUCUUACCGGCGUAAACAUAACCCGGAGUUUAGCUUGAAUGCUCCUCCGGUAUGGCCGUCGUGGCUCACCUCCGUCGCCGGUGACGCCAUCAAGGAUUGGACUCCUCGUCGUGCUAAUACUUUCGAAAAACUCGACAAGAUAGGGCAAGGGACAUAUAGCAAUGUAUAUAAAGCAAGGGAUUUAAUAACAGGGAAAAUAGUAGCAUUGAAGAAGGUUAGAGUGGAUACUUUAGAGCCAGAGAAUGUUAAAUUUAUGGCAAGAGAGAUUCUUAUUCUGAAAAAGCUUAAUAAUCAUCCCAAUAUUAUUAAGCUUCAAGGCUUGGUUACUUCCAGAUUGUCUUGUAGUCUUUAUCUUAUUUUCGAGUACAUGGAACAUGAUCUUUCUGGUCUUGCUGCUGUUCAAGGUGCCAAGUUUACCGAGCCCCAGAUUAAGUGCUUUAUGAAACAGCUGCUUUCCGGGCUUGAACAUUGUCAUAAGAAUGGUGUGUUACAUAGAGAUAUCAAGGGAUCGAAUUUGUUGAUUGAUAAUGACGGAAUUCUGAAGAUAGCGGAUUUUGGAUUGGCUACUUUUUAUGACCCACAGAAUAAGAUACCAAUGACUAGCCGUGUUGUUACUCUUUGGUACCGACCUCCCGAGCUCCUUCUCGGGGCAACUUAUUAUGGUGUCGGUGUUGACAUGUGGAGUGCGGGUUGCAUUUUGGCAGAGCUUCUUGCUGGCAAACCAAUAAUGCCAGGACGAACAGAGGUUGAACAAUUACACAAAAUAUUCAAAUUAUGUGGUUCUCCAUCAGAGGAAUAUUGGAAGAGGUCCCGUUUGCCUAAUGCUACUUUAUUUAAGCCACAACAGCCAUACAGGCGUUGUACGGCAGAGACUUUUAAGGAUUUCCCACCUUCUUCCCUUCCUUUAUUAGAGAAUCUUCUUGCAAUUGACCCUGAUGAACGCGGCUCUGCUGUUGCAUCCCUGAACAGCGACUUCUUCAACACUAAACCAUAUGCUUGUGAGCCAACAGAACUACCAAAGUUUCCCCCCAGUAAAGAACUGGAUGUGAAAUUGCGGGAUGAAGCAGCUAGAAGACAAAGAGGUAUGAAUGGAAAAUCUCAAGCUGUUGAUGGAAAUAAAAAAACAAGAACCCGUGAUCGUGUUGCCUGUGCAGUUCCAGCUCCAGAGGCUAACGCAGAAAUCCAAUCCAACUUAGAUAGAUGGAGAGUUGUAAAUCAAUCAAAUGCCAAAAGCAGAAGUGAGAAAUUUCCACCUCCCCAUCGAGAUGCAGCUGUCGGGCAUCCUCUUGACCCAUCAGAGAAUGGUGGGGCAGUUUCAUUCAGUGCAGGUGAUGACACAUCAUUUAGCUCAUCUGUUUUUGACUCAAAAUCUUCAAGAUCUGUCAAAGAAUCCGGGACCAUGGGUGGGUCAUCAAAGAGAAAACAUAGAAGGGAACGAUCCCAAACAAUAUCGUCCAGUAAGUUCAUUCGGGCCUUCCUACCAACAACAAUUAGUCUAAAUAUGGAUUUAAGAUUCAGAAGUAAAGAUUCAGUUUUUCGCAACCGAAGGAGACAAUAAAUGGAGUUUAAGUUUAUAUUUUUGUGUUAUAUAUUGACAUUCAUUUCCAGUCUCGUAGUUUUAUGAAUGCAAUUCAAUUUGUUGCGGGUUUUCUUUCAAACCCUAAAGUGUAUAAUUUACGAACCUGUACUUGUUUUGUACAGUCUGGUCAGGUUUUGUAUGCGAAAAUAUCCACCUGGAUUAUCGUUUUACGGUUGAGGUCUAUUGAUCUUUGUAGAGAUCAUCAUUCUAAUAGGACGUUAAUAUAAGAACCUUUUUUUUUGUUC
Messenger RNA from Erigeron canadensis, 2169 nucleotides. Its product is annotated as probable serine/threonine-protein kinase At1g54610. Gene Ontology annotation, molecular function: RNA polymerase II CTD heptapeptide repeat kinase activity; ATP binding; cyclin-dependent protein serine/threonine kinase activity. The transcript has 7 exons. Lineage: Eukaryota; Viridiplantae; Streptophyta; Magnoliopsida; Asterales; Asteraceae. The record is from RefSeq and is a predicted model, not a curated record. Gene Ontology annotation, biological process: positive regulation of transcription elongation by RNA polymerase II; protein phosphorylation. The coding region runs from base 164 to 1903 and encodes 579 amino acids. Gene Ontology annotation, cellular component: cyclin-dependent protein kinase holoenzyme complex; nucleus.